This is a messenger RNA of Salarias fasciatus (jewelled blenny), 2624 nucleotides long. It is a transcript of the gene grhl3, whose product is annotated as grainyhead-like transcription factor 3. Gene Ontology annotation, biological process: regulation of transcription by RNA polymerase II. Bases 102 to 1817 code for a protein of 571 amino acids. The record is from RefSeq and is a predicted model, not a curated record. The transcript is spliced from 15 exons. NCBI's taxonomy places the organism in Eukaryota, Metazoa, Chordata, Actinopteri, Blenniiformes, Blenniidae. Gene Ontology annotation, cellular component: nucleus. Gene Ontology annotation, molecular function: RNA polymerase II cis-regulatory region sequence-specific DNA binding; DNA-binding transcription activator activity, RNA polymerase II-specific.
CAACAUCUGACUCAUUUAUGUGUCGCUACUGUUCCUCGCUAGACUGACAGUGAAGAGUUACAACUACAGCAAACCUGUUCGGGCUUACUUCGACUGGAGACAUGACCAAAGAGACUGAGACUCUGGGACUGGUCUGUCAGAGUGAGAAUUUCAACUACAACCUUUACGCAAACUACUUGAUGAUGGACUCCUGGCCGUGCCUGGAAAGCCCUGUUCCCGAGCCAAACCACGCCAAAACCAGACUCCACACAGGAGACGACCUCGCUGCCCUAACGGUGCUUUAUGAACAGUGCAAGAGCCAAAGGGAGCAGAAAAUUGCUUCCUGCCACCGCACUGGCAAUUUGUACAAACCAACAGAGAGGAGUCUGGCCAACGCCGCUGAUCUGAUUUCGUUGGAUGCGUCCUCCAAUGCCAUGAAGAUUCUCCCUGAUACCAUUUCCACAAGUCACCACCCGGAGGUUCUGUUAUCAAAGCAGACCAUCUCCCUGCCCACCCCCUCCGACUCGUACGCCACCCUGACCAGCGUGGUCCAAGAUCCCUUCGACAAGCAGGAGCUCAGCAGUAUCUUCGACACCCUGCUGCAGAAGUGGCCAGAGUCCGGUGCUUUCCCAGACCCCAGCACAGAGACUCUCCCCUACAGUGAUCCAUUCCCCGAAAACACAUCCAGCUCUGUCUACUCGGGCUCCUACACCAACUCCCCACCAGAGAGAAUCAGGAGCGAGUUCCAGUUUUCCCUCGGAGCUCCCGCGGCGUCCUCUUGCAAGUCUAACGAGCUUCCCAUGGUGUACCUGAACAAGGGCCAGUUCUACCCCAUCAGCCUUCAAGGUGUGGACAGCAGCGCCUGCCUCACUGCCACCAAAGUCAAAACGGUGGUGAUGGCUGUGUUUGAGAAUGACAAGACCCCAGAACAGCAGCUCCGCUUCUGGAAUCACUGGCAUGGACGCCAGCCGACCGUCAAGCAGCGGGUCAUUGACAUCGCGGACUACAAAGAAGUGUUCAGUGGCAUCAGCAACAUCGAGGAGGUUGCUUUCAAUGCUCUGUCUUUUGUGUGGAACCCCAAUGAAGAGGCCAAGGUGUUCAUUGGUAUCAACUCCCUCAGCACUGACUUCUCUGCACAAAAAGGAGUGAAAGGUCUGCCUCUAAACCUCCAGAUCGACACAUACGACAUCAGCUCAGGAAACAACCAGCUGAUCCACAGAGCCGCCUGCCAGAUCAAGAUUUUCUGCGACAAGGGUGCGGAGAGAAAAAUGCGAGACGAGGAGAGGAAGAGAUCCAAACGGAGGGGAAAGAACACUCAUGAUGCCAACACUAAGAAGUCUUCAGUGAAUAACAACAUCACCAGUGAGUUCACCAUCUUGCAAACCGUGGAUGACCACAUAACCCAGCCAGUGUUCUUCAUCCCAGAGACUCACCUCUCCGGGUUACAGCGCAUGGUCAUUCCGGCGGACGAUGGCGAAAGCAGGAGUUCUCUGAAGAGGCUGUAUCAGGACAGAGAGCAGAGCAGCUCCCCGUCCAGCAAACAGGCCCGCAGAGAAGACCCUCAGAGAGUUCUGCUGUAUGUAAGGACAGGCUCUGAGGAGGUGUUUGAUGCGCUCAUGCUCAGCUCGCCAACACUCUCCGGCCUGCGAGACGCUAUUUCAGAAAAGUACGGCAUGCAAAAAGACACCAUUGGGAAAAUCUACAAAAAAUGCAAGCGAGGGAUCUUCGUCAAUAUGGAUGACAACAUCAUCGAACACUACACCAACCACUCGGCUUUCCUCAUCGACGUGUCCGAGGCGCCGUCCGGCCAGUUCCAGAUCACUCUCAUUGAAGUAUGAGCAGCGCGCCCGGCGCCCGCCCGCCCCCCCCCUCUGAAGGAUGGACCCUUGCGGUUGCCAGUUGAAGCCAUCUGUUGAAGCACUGCCUGAUCGGAGUCGAAGUAAGCUACAAAUUGAUCAAGAAAAAAAAACAAAGACUCCGCUGAAUGGACCUCUCCUCUUUUUCUGGUUUCUGUUCAAAAAAGAAACGACUUUGUUAAUACAAUCCUUUUCGGUUCUUGAGUGUUUAUCAGUAUAAUGAAAUUGUCUGUAAAUAUUUAAUGUACAUAGAUUUUAAUAUAACAGUGUUUUUUUUCCAAUAGUCCAUGUUGCAAUCACUUUUUUUUACUAUUUUUUUUUUUUAUGUAUUUCAAAUUUUCAAACAUCUUUUUUUAAGUCACUGUUCUUGCUGCUUUCAGUGUAUUCAUCAUUUCUUCUACAGUGGUGCAUUUUCUUACCUUCAAUUUAGUAAUCCUUUUUUUUUUUUUUUACUGCCAAAAGUAUCUUCUUUUAGGUUCCUCUUAGUUUCAUGACUAACAUAUCCCAAAUGCCGGGUUGAAUUCAGAACCUGUAGUCAGACAUUUCCACCCAUAAAACCACACUAAGCGUAGUAUUGGCCAUCAUUUUGCCCAGAGCUGUGGACAUUUCCUGACUGUGCGGCGUAACCACAGAGCUUUGCAAGAAAACAGUUCAAGCCCUCUAAAACCUGAAACCAACCGGAGGACUUUGUAUGGCAUGCAUGUGUAAAAACUUUCGCAUUUCAAAGCAAAUCUGUAACCUGUAUUACUCAAAUGUUGUUUUGUAUGGAAAUAAAUGCAUUUAAUAAUA